Molecule: messenger RNA, 1384 nt
Organism: Camponotus floridanus (Florida carpenter ant)
Lineage: Eukaryota; Metazoa; Arthropoda; Insecta; Hymenoptera; Formicidae
Product: polyamine-modulated factor 1-binding protein 1
Exons: 6
Coding region: 323-1237 (304 amino acids)
Source: RefSeq, a predicted model, not a curated record
CUCGAGCGAGAUUUGUUUACGAUAUAUCUCCGCUUAAAAAGAGACAUUGUGGGUGCCGGACGAUGAGUCAGAAUUCGGACGAUACGUAAAAGAUGGGCCUGCGAACGGGAUUAAACAAUGAUAUUGACUCGAAAAAUUGCAUUAAAAAUUUUUCGACAAUUUCUUCAAUAAUUCCAUUCUUGGCGUUGUAAAUACUUCAAAGUAUUUGAUUGGCCGAACAAAAGAGAGGAAACCCCUCCUGAUUGGCCUUGAUUGGCCUCUACCUGAGAUUGUCGUAGUUACCUUCUUUAAUUUGUAUCAUGUAUAUAAAUAUUAUUUAAAAAUGUCCGAUGAUUUAUUAGCUAAGGAAAAAGAGUUUCAUAGAUUGAAUCGCGAGCUUCAACAGAAGACAAAUGAUAUGAUAAAGGAGGUUGAUUCUGUCAUCCAUGCUCGUGAUAAUUUGUUUAGCAAUGCGAAUCAAUCGUACUUAAAUUUUAUAACGAAAGAUGUAAAAACGAUACAUUCGGAAGAGAAAACAUUAAAGACAGAUAAACAAUCAAGAACAUUAGAUGGAAUUGUUGAAAUUCCACCAAAAAAAGACAAUAAUGUCGAAGUUUCAUUAAAAAAGGAUAAUAGUGUAGGAAAUAAUGCUAUUGUUACAUUGCUUAAAGGCAAGAUAGAUAUGUUGUAUAAAGAGCUACAGGCAAUGCAACUUGAGUAUAAUAAAAAGUGUGAUUAUUGUAAAGAAUUAGAAGUGGGAAAUAAAAAACUUGAUGAUAUUCAAAUUAAAUUGCAUAAUCAAGUAGGAACAUUAAAUGAUACAAUCACAAAGCUAGAAAACAAAAACUCUGAUGCAAUAUCAAACUGUCAAGUUUUGAACAGUGAAAAUAGUUCCUUAAAAAAGGAGUUGGAAGGUCUUAAGAAGGAAAUAAAUACAUUAAAUCAGCAAUCGACUAAUUAUGAUGUGAGAUUAAAUAGAUCUCUAGAAAGUAAUGAAAAACUUAGGAAUGCAUUAAAAUGUAGGCAAAUAGAAGAAAAGGAAUUAAGGAAUUCAAUUAGGAAAUUACAAGAAGACAAGAGAAUAGCCAUAAAAAGCUUGGAAAAACAGCGAAAUGAAUUAGUGCAAGCAUUUAAGAAGCAAAUGCUACUUAUAGAUAAUUUGAAGAAACAAAAUAUGUAUCUAAUGUCAAAUGGGCAAAUUCGUUUAACAGAAGAAGACUUUACAAAAUUAUUGGAGUGGAAACCUCAGCAGCUCUGAUAAAAUAUUUAUUGAAAGACUAUUACUAUUUGAUUCUAUAAGAGAAAGAUAAGACAAAUGUCAUUCUGUCAAUAAUAUCUUAUAAUGUGCAUUUUUUAACAGAGUGCUUGUGUGUUUUUUGACAUAUCAAGAUUAAACAUUAUUAAA